AUACCAGGGAGUCUCUUGUUGUCUUUUUGGCUCUCGGGCGAUUACUUGUAUUUGUGCCGCAACCUAACGAGUUACAGCUGUGUCAAGAGGCAAAUUCUAGGUAGAGUCGAAGUGUGAUGAUCCUUUUUUUUCUUCUGUUUUCCAAAUGCCUUCUUCAAAGUAGACCAGAUUUUAGUUGGGUGAAUGAUGAAAAUCUGCUUGCGAAGGUGAAGAAUUUGAAGAAUUUGAAGCGACAACGAUUGGUACCAUCAAAAAAAGAUCUUGGGGUUCUUCUUGCACCUCUACUAUGGCGCGUGGGAACGAGGUCCCAGAUACAGGUUGUACGGGGUCGAACUUGGGAAAAUUAGAAAUCCUGUGGCUAGACUGCGACGUUAUUGGUAAGUUUGACAAUGCCGGUGCAAAG
Annulohypoxylon truncatum is the source of this 403-nucleotide messenger RNA. RefSeq lists its product as uncharacterized. Bases 117 to 347 code for a protein of 76 amino acids. The record is from RefSeq and is a predicted model, not a curated record. The transcript has a single exon. NCBI's taxonomy places the organism in Eukaryota, Fungi, Ascomycota, Sordariomycetes, Xylariales, Hypoxylaceae.